CUGCCGCCGCCGAGAUGAAGAUGUGGAGCUCGGAGCACGUGUUCGGCCACCCGUGGGACACGGUGAUCAAGGCCGCCAUGAGAAAGUACCCGAAUCCGAUGAAUCCCUGUGUGGUGGGCGUGGACGUGCUGGAUCGCGGCGUGGACAGCCGUGGGCGGUUGCACAGCCUGCGCCUGCUCAGUACUGAGUGGGGCCUGCCCAGCCUCGUGCGAGCGAUCUUGGGAACCAGUAGGACUUUGACGUACAUCAAAGAGCAUUCUGUGGUGGAUCCAGUGGCAAAGAAAAUGGAACUUUGUUCCACCAAUAUCACGCUCACAAAUCUGGUGUCUGUUAAUGAGAGGCUGGUGUAUACGCCCCAUCCGGAGAACCCUGACAUGACUGUGCUCACUCAGGAAGCCACCAUCACUGUGAAGGGUAUUAGCCUUGGCAGCUAUCUGGAGAGCUUGAUGGCCAGUACGAUAUCAUCCAAUGCCAAGAAGGGGUGGGCUGCUAUUGAGUGGAUAAUUGAGAACUCUCAGAGUGCUGUGAGCUAACGGCAGCUGCACCAGCCCGUGCGGUACACUGUGGUAACUACGGGGCAGGACGGUAACAAGAUCUCUGUCGCUGGCGUGGGCUGUGGGCCGGGCGGAUGUGCGGGAGCUGCAUGUCAGCCUGCAGCCCUGGCUCCUUGGUGUCUGUCAGGUGAGGUGA
Molecule: messenger RNA, 690 nt
Organism: Ochotona curzoniae (black-lipped pika)
Lineage: Eukaryota; Metazoa; Chordata; Mammalia; Lagomorpha; Ochotonidae
Gene: PRELID3A
Product: PRELI domain containing 3A
Exons: 6
Coding region: 15-533 (172 amino acids)
Biological process (GO): phospholipid transport
Cellular component (GO): mitochondrial intermembrane space
Molecular function (GO): phosphatidic acid transfer activity
Source: RefSeq, a predicted model, not a curated record